This is a messenger RNA of Knipowitschia caucasica, 1038 nucleotides long. The record is from the annotation of a GenBank genome assembly. Lineage: Eukaryota; Metazoa; Chordata; Actinopteri; Gobiiformes; Gobiidae.
AUGUCAUGGCGUCCGACUUACCGAAGCUCCAAGUUUCGAAACGUGUACGGGAAGGUGGGGAGCCGUGAUCAAUGCUUUGACGGCAUCCCCAUCACCAAGAACGUCCACGACAGCCACUUCUGCGCCGUCAACGCCAAGUAUGUCGCCGUGGUGACGGAGAGCGCGGGCGGAGGCUCCUUCAUGGUCCUCCCCAUCAAACAGUGCGGGCGGCUGGACUCUCACUACCCCAGAGUGUGUGGUCAUCAGGGGAACGUGCUGGACAUAAAAUGGAACCCUUUCUUCCACAACAUCAUUGCCUCCUGCUCAGAGGACACCUCGGUGCGUGUAUGGGACAUCCCAGAGGGCGGGCUGAAGCGGAACAUGAGCACCGCCCUGCUGGAGCUUUACGGACACAGCAGGAGAGUGGGACUCAUCGAGUGGCAUCCGACCAGCAGCGGCAUCCUCUUCAGCGCGGGAUACGACUACAAGAUCCUCAUCUGGAACCUGGACCUGGGAGAACCAGUGAAAAUGAUCGACUGUCACACAGACGUGGUUCUAAGCAUGUCCUUCAACACGGACGGAAGCCUCUUGGCCACGAGCUGCAAAGACCGAAGACUGAGGGUCAUCGAGCCGCGCUCCGGAGCCGUGCUGCAGGAGGCCAGCUGUAAGAACCAUCGAGUGAACCGUGUGCUGUUCCUGGGAAACAUGAAGCGUCUGCUGACCACCGGCUUCUCCCGCUGGAACACCCGGCAGAUCGCCCUGUGGGACCAGGAGGACCUGUCCAUGCCCAUGGUGGAGGAGGACAUCGACGGCCUGUCCGGACUGCUCUUCCCUUUCUACGACACCGACACACACAUGCUCUACCUCGCUGGGAAGGGAGACGGAAACAUCCGUUACUUCGAAGUGACCGCAGAGAAGCCAUACCUGCAGUACCUCAUGGAGUUCCGGUCCCCAGCUCCGCAGAAGGGACUAGCUUUCCCUUCUGUGCCACAGACCAGUGCAGGAAUGUGUGGGGCUCUUGAGGGUUGUGGGGGCCUGAGGUUCCUUAAGAACAAAUAA